UGUCAAUUUUUGCCCUUUGCUGCUGCUGAGUGUUUAAAUAAUUUCAUUGGAAAUGAUAUUUUUGUAGUCUUAAUAGUAGUUUAGGAGAUGGAUUCUGGCGCAACGAUGGCUCACACGAAUCAGGUGGUCCUUGACAUUGACGAUGAGGAGCCAGGGGAAGGUACAAGCCGAAGUAAUCCGCUUCAUAGGAUGGACUCGGUUUCUCGACCAAUUCCAGUAAAUAGAAGCAAUUUAGGCCUCGGGGAUCGGCUUAAUAAUGUCUUUAGGGAGAUCCGACCGCUCGUCGAACAUGCUCGGAUGGGCAACAAUGCUAGGUUAUCCCUGCCAACAUGGUUGCCAAGAACUCCACCAGGGACCCAUCAAUCUGGAGAAGGUCUGCAAAGACCGCAAAGUUCCAUAGCCCAUGUAAAUUUAGGGCCUGGAUCUCAAACUUAUGUUGUUAAUGAGAGAAGUACACCCCUUAGUCAAAGGCAGUCCAGCCAUGGUAUGAGCAACAGUGCCUCUAACGAUUCCAAUAUUUCUGAACAGCGGCCAGAACCAGCAGAUAUCAAUGUGUCUGUUAACCCUUCAAAUAAUAAUAAUAUACAUGACAAUGCUGAUAAUGAUAGUCAAAGUGAAGAUGGGACACAGCAGGUAGUGGAUGUGCGAGCAACCCUAAAUCUACUGCUGCGAUAUGCACCAUUCUACUUCCUGCUGUUUAUUAAGUUCAUGUAUGACAGUCGCGAGACGAUCUUUACGUUCAUUAUACUAUUGUGCGUUUUCGUGCACGGGAACAAUGUUGUCAAGAGGGAAAACGGUAAACAAAUGAACCGCAGCAUAUUAGCAUUGUUCUGCGAAAUUAUCUUACAGACUUCAACCGUUUUGAUAGUGCACUACCUGUUCGGACACGGCAAGUUACUGCCCAACAUAGUGAUGUUCCCCCCGUACACGCAGCCCAUAGACGUGUGGGAGCUACUGUGGCUGGUCGUGCUUACCGACCUGAUCGCAAGGCUGAUCACGGUGGACGUCAAGUUGUUUAUUACAAUGAUGCCAUCUUUCAUACUUCCAUUCCAGAAGAGGGGUAAAGUGUACCUCUUCACAGAGGCCCUGUCCCAGCUAUACCGGUCCAUCAUAACAAUACAACCUUGGAUAUUCUUCCUCAUGCAGUCGUAUGAGGGGUCGGAGAAAAUGGUGGGCAUGAGCCUGGCUUCGGUGUAUGUGAUCGCUAAGGUUGUAGAACUGCUGGUGCGGCUCAGGUUGUUCAAACAAGCCACGUGGACGUUGCUGCAGAGUGUUAACCUUGGCACAAAGCCGACCGGCGAACAGUUGGGUUCGGCCGGUGAAGCGUGCCCCAUCUGCCACGACGACUACACCACACCCGUGCGGCUAGGCUGUAGCCACAUCUUCUGCGAACUGUGCAUCGCGGCUUGGCUAGAUAGGGAGCACACUUGCCCGCUGUGUCGGGCUAAAGUCGCGGAUGAACCCACUUGGCGAGAUGGCUCCACUACACUUGACUUUCAACUUUAUUAGUGUUGAUAUGGCUCAUAUUCGUAACAAUUUCAUAACAGUCGUGUUUAAAACUGUGUAUCGAAGCUUGAGUUAACAGAGAGGCCACACUGGCCCGUGGUGCUGCUGGAUAAAAUUCAUGGAUGAACCCGCCUGGCAAGAGGGGUUCGACUUUGUUUUUCUACUUAAUUGGUUCCACUACAUGUGAUUUUCAACUUUAUUAGUGUUGAUGCGGCUCAUAUUCAUAACAGUCGUGUUGAGAGCUGUGUAUCGAAGUCUGUCUUGACAGAAAGGACUGGACAUUGGUGCUGCUAGAUAAAAUUUAUGGAUGAACCCACCUGGCAAGAUGGGUUGGACUUUGAUCUUCAACUUUAUUUGUGUGUAACAACAGUCCAUAUUCGAUCAUAGUUAUGUUGUGCAUUGUGUACUACAUCCUGACUUGACAUAGAACUCUCUAGCACAGCCAGGCAUAAUUCGUAGUUGAACCCACUUGAAGAGACGGUUCCAUUACCUUUAAUUUUGUUUCAUUAGGUGUGUUGAUACGGCUCAUAUUCAUUUUAGUCGUGUUGUGAACUGUUUAUCGAAGCCUGAGAGCGCACAGUUGCCUAUUGUGCAGGGACAAAGUCGCCGUUGAACCCACCUGGAGAGAAGGUUCCACUGUAUAUGAAUCCUAGCUUCAUUAGUAUGGUAACAAUGCCCAUAUUCGAUAAUCUUUGAUUUUGUAUCCUAACUUUGAUUUUCAACUUUAUUAGUGUGUUGAUACGGCUCAUAUUAAUUUAGGUCGUGUUGUGAACUGUGUAUCAAAGCCUGGCUCGACAGAACCUGUUGGGUUGGGAUAAAGUCGUGGAUGAAAGCUCAUAUGGUGAGACGGUUCCACUAUUCGAUUAUUGUGUUCUCAGCAAUCGUAUGCGAACUGCGUAUUGUAACCGGGAUUGACAGAGAGUACACUGGCCCGCAUGCUGCCGGAUAAAAUUCAGGGGCGUACCCACCUGGUGACACGGGAUUCGACUUCACUUGAUUUCCAACUUUAUUUAGGAGUUAUAAACGUCCAUAUUCGAUUAUCGUAAUGUUUGACUGUGUAUCACUCAACAUAAAGCACUCUUGCUGCGUACACGACUGUGCUGUCUGGAAAAAUUAGCGGUUGAACCCACCUAGCGAGUGGGGUUCUCUACUUAAUUAAGUGUAAAUAAGGUCCAUAUUAGAAUAUAAUGAAUUUCAAACGACCAAAGGCAUGUGGAUGAACCCUCCUGGCAAGACGGUUGUACUUUGAUUUUCAACUUAAUAAGUGUGAAAAUAAGGUUUACAUUCUGUUAUCGUGAUGUUGCGAACGCCUACACACGCUCAUUCAUCGUGGUGCUGUCGGGUAAAAUCGAGACUUUCGACUUUAUUAUUUUAUUGAUAAAGUUGAUAUUUAAAGUAACUUUAUCUCACUAGUCACUUGUAUGAACUGUGUAUUGCUACCGUAUAUAUAUUUAGCAAACUUGUCCGUUAGGCAGAUUUUUUGAAAAAGUAAUAGAUAGAUAGAAAAUGUAUGGUUUGUUAUAUGGAGUGUCGACAGAAAAUAUUAUUUAAUUAUAUAUUCACUCCUUAAUUAAAUGAUUGUACAAAAAUCUGUAUAUAUAAAAUUUUGAAUAUAAAAGUUGAAUAAUCACUCAAUUAUGUGAAAUGAAUAAUUACAAUAUCUUCUUUCAUUUCUUUACUAAAGUAAUUUUAUAUAGAAAACCGUUUUUUUUAAUCUUUAUUUAUUAAGAAGAUCUUUCACAGGCAUCAAAUAUCUCUAAAUCGUUUAGCGGGCGUCUUUAAAUUACGUGGGAUGUUUUUUUACAUUUUCUGUUACUCCUUCCCCCCCUGGUGAGAUGUCGUGAGAUUUUAUUCAACCUGAGAUUCAAAUUGAGCUGAGAACAAUUGAGAGAGUUGCCCAGAAAUCAAUCUCACGAGAGAUUUGUCAAAAUGUGGGUUUGUUACGUUAACGCGUUGGAUUUUUAUUGUAUACAAAAUAGUAUAAUUUUUUUUUUGUCUCAAUCAUGAUAAAAAAUUGCGUGAUAUUUGCAAAGACCCUCCCUCUCUCCAACGUAAUAUUAGACAUUUGACUCCCCCAACAUCUCACGUAUUUUAUGAACGCCCCCUUUUACAUAUUUAAACCGUGAGGUGAUAGUGAUAACUACAUUCGUUAACUUAAAACUAAAGCUACAAGGGUUCCAAGCUGCAUAAAAACUGUUUUCUUCUGUGCUAGUAAUCUCGCUAGCGGCUCUGUAUAAACAUUUAAUAUGCGAUUAGCAAAAACUGCGUUAAGACUAUAUUACCCUCUUACAGAGAAAUUUUCUUGUACCUAUGAAUGAUAUUAUAGCAUUUGAAAAUAUAUUUUUUAAUAACCAUACUGUUAGGAUAGUUUAAAAAUGUAAAC
Molecule: messenger RNA, 3889 nt
Organism: Pararge aegeria (speckled wood butterfly)
Lineage: Eukaryota; Metazoa; Arthropoda; Insecta; Lepidoptera; Nymphalidae
Product: RING finger and transmembrane domain-containing protein 2
Exons: 6
Coding region: 88-1509 (473 amino acids)
Biological process (GO): positive regulation of ERAD pathway
Molecular function (GO): ubiquitin protein ligase activity
Source: RefSeq, a predicted model, not a curated record